GUUCAUGGCUGGACGUUCACUAUCUCUGAAUCAGCAAAUCACCUCGCAGUUUGUGACACUUUUGGGCUGGCUCUUAUGUCAACAGUGGGACAAGUGAAAGCGAAAUGAAGCCGGGAUUCUCAGAGUUCGGGUGCCUGUGUAGCAGAGUCGCCGAACAUUGUUUGGCUGGUCACAAGAAAUGGAGCCCAAUUUCGCCGGUAACUCUGAAGGUCUGGCAGCAGGAAGCUCAGAAACUAGAACCAUGUGCGAGCACUUCAAGAAUACCAGCGAUAUGAAGAUACACAUCAGAACACUUCUGGAUUCGGGUAUCUACAUCUUCAGCUGCCCCUACUGUGGGCAGAGAUGGCCUUGGCAAGAACUACGCAGACUGGAACUCUUCCCUGAGAGUGAUCAGAAGCUCUUUGAGGAGAAGAUCUCUCGACUGACCGAGAGUGACACCAGAUAUUACAAAAAGUGUCCGAAGUGCAAACGCGUCGUGCAGAGGGUGGACCUAGAGGAGCGUUUUGUGGAAUGCCCAGCCUGCCCAGGGAAUACGGGAAAGCCCUAUCGGUUCUGCUGGGACUGCCUGAGGAGAAGGAACAGGCGUCUGGCACAAGGAGAGGCCUGCAAGAACAAGGACUGCAGCUUGGUGGCGCUGCUGCAGUCGUGCCCCACCAUCAGUGACCCGCUUUUGACCGUCCAUGGCUGCCCUUCGAUCCGGGCAUGUCCCGCCUGCAGAGUCCUGGUCUCCCACAGAGGGGGUUGCAAGUACGUCUAUUGCAGGAGCUGCGGCCACUCCUUCUGCUACCGGUGCUUGGAGAAACGCACCGUCUGCCACGCUGCCAAACCCGAGUGGUACCACGUGGCUCGCUGCGCCAAGCCCAGGGCGCCCAGGCAGACGGUUCUAACCAAACGGCCAACUCCAGCCAGUGCCAAGCAGCUCCAACCCCACCACUGACGCUCCGUAACAGCAGCGCAUACCAUCCACAAGACCCCC
Hemiscyllium ocellatum (epaulette shark) is the source of this 976-nucleotide messenger RNA. RefSeq lists its product as uncharacterized. The record is from RefSeq and is a predicted model, not a curated record. Bases 179 to 937 code for a protein of 252 amino acids. NCBI's taxonomy places the organism in Eukaryota, Metazoa, Chordata, Chondrichthyes, Orectolobiformes, Hemiscylliidae. The transcript is spliced from 4 exons.